CUCGCCCAUCCGCGCAAGACCACCAACCACCUGCGCACAGCGACGACUUCUCACGGAACUCAGGACGACGACAGACCACAGACCACCGCUGCUCUGGAGUAAAGCAGUGAAGGACGGAAGGAGGGCGACGAAGGACUGAGAGUUUACCUCCGCCACCAAGCGCCGGCGCCAGGCCGCCACUGCCCGCCGCGGCCCGCCUCCACAGUCCGGUACUCCGAUGGAGAACAUAUAUGACCCAAUUGCCAACAUACCAGUCAUGGAAACAAAUGAAACAGGAUCCAUAGCUGAUAUGGAACAUUACAAGUGCACUGUUGAUGAUUUGUCUGUAAAGAUUGAUCAGCUUGAGCAGAGAUUUGCUGAAGUUGAACAGUUCUACUCAAGUGUGAGUAAAAAGCAGUCAAACACGCCAAGAGGGGGUAACUCAGGUCAGAAGGAUAUUGAAAAAGAGAAGCAGAUAGCUAACUUUAAAAGGCGGCAGCAAGAUGCAUCACGUCCAGAGGCUGCUGCUACCAAGAGGAUGCAAGAGCUUAUUCGUCAAUUUGGCACAAUAUUACGUCAAAUCACUCAGCACAAAUGGGCAGGGCCUUUUAUGCAGCCGGUUGACGUUGUUGGUCUUGGUUUGAACGACUACUAUGAUGUUAUUGAGAAGCCAAUGGAUUUUAGCACAAUUAAAAACAAAAUGGAGGUCAAGGAUGGUACAGGAUAUAAACACGUCAGAGAGAUAUGUGCAGAUGUGCGGCUGAUAUUUAAAAAUGCAAUGAAAUACAAUGAGGAAAGGGAUGAUGUUCAUGUGAUGGCGAAAACCUUACUGGAAAAGUUUGAGGAUAAAUGGCUGCAACUUUUGCCAAAAGUUGAUGAAGAGGAAGAGAAGAGAAAGAAAGAGGAGGAAGAGGCUCAAUUAGAUAUGAAACUUGCUCAAGAGGCUGCUCAUGCUAAGAUGGCCAAGGAUUUAAGUAUAGAGCUUGAUGAUAUUGACAUGCACCUGGAAGAACUUAGAGAGGCGGUGCUUCAGAAAUGCAGAAAGAUAACUGUUGAAGAGAAGAAAAGACUUGGCGAAGCUCUCACUAAACUUUCCUCAGAAGAUCUCAACAAGGCAUUAUUAAUUGUUGCACAGAAUGAUCCCAGCUUCUCCAUAGCUGAUGAGGAAGUAGAGCUUGACAUUAGUACCCAGAGCGAGUCUACCUUAUGGAAAUUGAAGUUUUUUGUGCAAGAUGUGUUGGAGGCUCAAGGAAAGAUAACCGGUGCUACAGAAGCGAACAACAAUAAAAGCAACACUGUUAACCAAGCAAACAACAAGCGCAAAAGAGAGACCAAUGAGGCCCUUGUCAAAACAUCACAAAAAAAGUGUAAGAAGCCUUGAUCUGAAGAAGCAUUUUAGGUAUACAAAGCUCCCCUACAUAGGAAUGAUGAAGAAGAAGCGUUUUGGCCUUGGCAAGUAGACAUAAUAGGAAAUGAGCAUACAGCCUUGACAUCCUCAAGACAGAGCAAGUAAAAUGAUGGCAUGAACAUCUUCUAUAGUAUUUCAAUUGGUUUCAAUUAUGGUUGUAGACUUGUAGAGUUGUAGUAUUGAUCCAUCCAUGUAAAUAUUGUCAUAUUAGUUGACUCAGAUACUUUGCUCUCCGUUUUACUAAUAGCUGUUUGUUUUAUCCCUUUCACAAAGUCAAUCUAAUUCUAUAAUUUUAAAAUUGGGCUUGGGACA
Molecule: messenger RNA, 1699 nt
Organism: Cuscuta epithymum
Lineage: Eukaryota; Viridiplantae; Streptophyta; Magnoliopsida; Solanales; Convolvulaceae
Source: the annotation of a GenBank genome assembly